Molecule: messenger RNA, 876 nt
Organism: Amphibalanus amphitrite
Lineage: Eukaryota; Metazoa; Arthropoda; Thecostraca; Balanomorpha; Balanidae
Exons: 3
Coding region: 322-663 (113 amino acids)
Source: RefSeq, a predicted model, not a curated record
AAGGAAUGGCUUUGCCGAGAAAUCACCUGCGGGUUUUGCAUUUGGUCUGCCGCUGGAAGUGGACAUCGAAGCAAAAUUACAUAGACAGAUGAUUGUCCAGUGACUGAUGUCGGAAUAGCAAGUUUCAACAAUGUUUAUAAAACCAGAUUCGAUCCAAGUCCAUCAUAUUGUGAUGUGAAUGUGUUUCGGACAGCCUUUUCUACUUUAGACAGUGCGCCUCGCCAACAAUUUGAUUCCGACGAAUUCGAAACGAGCUUUACACCGACACCGUGUCCUGAAAGUGAUACGUUUGUUACAAACUUUUACCCAGAAUAUCUCGGUAUGGCAUUUCGACGACAAAAUUGCCGCAAGAAAGAAUAUCUUUACGACCAGAAGCCUUUCUUCAAUGCCAUCCCGUCUUCAAGAGGAGCAUUCACAUCACCUGGAAUCAUACAAUCAAUUAAGAACUGGUACUCUGGCGGCCGGUCGCCGCCGCCGAUGCCCAGCAUCGUCACAGAGCCGGACGACAUCGACUGCCGGUGUCCGGCGCGCGGCUCGCGGCUGCUGCAGCUGCAGAGCUGGCUGCUCUGCUCGCCUCUGCCCAGGGCGGCGCUGGCCCUACUCGCCGCCAGGGGAGUGCUCUACCUGCUCGGCAUCCGCGUCUGCUUCGUCAAAAUGGUGUGAGAAGGAAAAGGAGGAGGCGUUCUAGAGUCACCCGGCCAGCAUUUUUCUGUUGAAUACGGAAUAGAUGCAGUUACUUGAGGGCAGGCCUCAUUCCCCUAACUUUGUCUCCGAUGUGAAAUAUUGUCCACUAAGUCGGAGAUAAUAAAGAACUAAGUGACGUAUAUAUUACGGGUGUCUGGACCGAAAUACAAACGCCGUCAUUAUGUUUUCCAA